Messenger RNA from Limanda limanda (common dab), 5517 nucleotides. RefSeq names its product caveolae-associated protein 1-like. Lineage: Eukaryota; Metazoa; Chordata; Actinopteri; Pleuronectiformes; Pleuronectidae. The coding region runs from base 264 to 1673 and encodes 469 amino acids. Gene Ontology annotation, molecular function: rRNA primary transcript binding. Gene Ontology annotation, biological process: transcription initiation at RNA polymerase I promoter; termination of RNA polymerase I transcription. The transcript has 2 exons. Gene Ontology annotation, cellular component: cytoplasm; caveola. The record is from RefSeq and is a predicted model, not a curated record.
GUGGUAACAUCCAGCACUGCUUGGCUUCCCCUGCACGUUGGCUCGAUUCCAGUGAUCUCAAGUAGAAAGAAGAGAGAGAGACAGAAAGAAGCAGCGACAAAGUGUAUGUAUGCUGGAGAGAGAUAAGUGAGUUUAAAAGCAGGAGUGAGAAGCAGAGAUCUGGAAAAGGGACGAAAAGAAGAAGCGAGUGAGGGAGAAAUCAGUUGUAAAAAGUGAUCUAGAAGAACCAGUGGUGAAGAAAUAUUGACAAUCAAUCCACAAACAUGGCAACCAUGGAAGCACUGGAAUCCUCAAGUGCCCUGCUGGAGCCUCAAAUGCUCACUGAGAUCUCAGACGACGAGAUCAAUCUCGCACCCUCAGACGAUGAAGAUGAUGCCCUUGUUGCAGUCAAGAAAGAGCUGUCCACCAUGGGCACGGAAGGGGAUGCUGCUGAAGACAAGGAUGAGGAAGCUAAGGUGGACACACAGGUGAACGGGGUCAUGGUGCUGACUUUGCUUGACAAGAUCAUUGGGGCAGUGGACCAGAUCCAGCAGACCCAGAGCGGGCUAGAGGCCAGACAACAAGACAUGGAACGUUCGGUGACCAGCAUCCAGGGCGAGCUGACCAAACUGUCCAAAAGCCACAGUACCACGUCCAACAGCGUAAAUAAGAUGAUGGAGAAGGUGCGCAAGGUGAGCGUCAAUGUCAAGACAGUGCGGGCCACCCUGGAGAAGCAAGGAGGCCAGAUCAAGAAGCUGGAGAACAACGAGGCUGAGCUGCUCAAGAGACGCAACUUUAAAGUCAUGAUCUACCAGGAUGAAGUCAAGGUUCCAUCAAAACUCAGCAUCUCUAAAUCCAUGAAGGUUUCUGGGUCUGUGGCAGGGAGUAGAGGAGGCAGCUUGAUGGAGCUUAAGGAAGGUGUUGAAGAGCCUGGAGAAGAGGAAAGAGAGGGAGAGGACACAGACAAACCCCAUGUAGACCUCUCCUCAGACGAGGAGGGAGUGGAGAUUGAGGAGGCAAUUGAGGAAACUCGUGCUGAACGGAUCAAGCGCAGCAGCCUGCAGCGCGUACAAACCCUGAAGACCGUCUUCUCAAAGGAGAAGAUGGAUAAGACAAAGGCAAAGACCAAAGAAAACCUGGAGAAGACCAAACAAAAAACCAAGACCAACCUGGAGAAGACAAAGCAGAGGACAAGAGAGAACCUGGAGAAGACCAAACAAAAAACCAAGGACAACCUGGAGAAUGCAAAGCAGAAGACCAAGGAGAACCUGGAGAAAACACGUCACAACAUUGAGAAGAAGAUGGGAAAGCUUGGAAACCGUAUGACUGUCAACCCUGAGCGCAAGCAGAAGAUGCAGACAUCCCAAGACAAGGUGAAGAAAGCCUUCACACCAGACCAUGUUGUUUACGCCCGCUCCAAGACUGCUGUGUACAAGGUGCCGCCCUUCACCUUCCAUGUUAAGAAAAUCCGUGAGGGUGCUGUUGAAGUGGUACAAGGCACUGAGAUGGUGGAAGUGUCCCAGGAUGCCGAGCCUUUCAGUGAUGUGGAUGAGGCAGUUGAAGAGGGCGGAGAGGAGGUUGAGAUGGAGAUGCUUAACGGAGGAGGGGAUGAAGACGAGGUUGAGGAGGACGAAGAAGAGGACAGCCACGAUGCCCUGCAUGAUAACGAAGAUAGAGAUAGAGACAGCGAUUAGAUAAAGAAUGAGGAAUUGCCAAGAUCCCAACAAAAUUCUGUUCAACAACCAAAAGUCUUCUGUAAAAACUGAAUAAAUUCAGAGGAUCAAGAAGAUUUCUAAAAAAAUAAUAACAGUUGACUACAUAUUGGAUCUUACUUUCACUAUUUUGGCCAUUAUUCCUAUCAGUUAUAAGAACUUUGUACCCACCAUAGUAAUUGUUGAGAUCUGGAAGCAUGGUGAUAUUGCUGGUUGACGACAGAUUCGUCAACCAGACAGGUAUUAAAUAAGUUAAAACAUUGUCCAGAUUAUCCAAACCACUUUACUUGGAGGCAAACUGCUUCCAAAAUGUCAGUAAUAAUUGAUUGCAAUGGUGUGCACUGUUACCUUGGACAAAGUCAUUUUACAAUCUGGAGCAACCAAUUGUUACUAUAUAAAUUUAUUGGGAAAUUAAUUUGAGGCAAAUUAACUUUGAAGCUAAUUGCUUCAUUACACUAAAACCCAAAUUUGUGCACUUAAAAGUGUUUUGCUUAGCUAUAGCCCAAGUAUUCAAUUUAAAUGUCAGACAUUGUUGACAAUCUGAAAUACAUUAUGCUAGAGCAGUCUAGUAUGUAGUCUACUGCACUUGGUCUCGUAGACUUUGAAGUUUGUGUAGACCUAUCAGUCUACUAAGUUCUGCACCGGCUAUUGAACGUCAAGGUGCUGGGCCAGACAGGAGGAUCAUUGUUCCACACUGACAACACAUCCAAGAUGAUUUCUGCUUUUCAGGUGUUCAGGUGUGAAUAGGUCAAAUUUUUAGAUUAAACUUCCUGAGGACAGGGGACUUAUCAGGACUGUGUUUGAAGGACUAAGAGAAACAUGGAGGGACAUAAUAUUAGUUCAGCCUGCAUUUACCAAAAGUUACAUUAUGAAGAAACUGCUUAACACCUGUCUGUUUAUCUUUAUUGUUUUCAGUGGUCAUGUUUUUAGUCCAUCUGGUCAAUGCUUUUGACUGCAGAAGGCGGGACUCGAUUUGAUCCACUGCCGAGGGAGAAGGCACUCACUCAUUGAUAUACAGACCAACCAUGUGAUAAACAUGACAUUUCUUUUUCUUUUUCAUUAACCCAGUCCUGAUCAUGCCAUGCUCAUCCAAGAGAAUAACCCAAUCAGGGUCCCAAAGCAGUGCGACAAUGAAACGGUGUUGUCCAGGAUAAAAAUACAUGUGCUUAAGUCUGUUCAACUCAAACAGAGAAAACCAUCCAAAAACAACAGUGUAGCCAUAAUAGCAUAGUAUACUGAGAGUACUUGAUUAUUGCAAUCAAACUGUAUUUUCAAGUAAUUCCUGACCAAUAGUGUAAAUGCACAACUAUGGUAAAUGUUGUACAGCAGGUCAAAGUUGAAUUGGGAGGCUGGAAAGGCUUGCCCCUGUUUUCUCAUCUGAAUAAGUUUGGCUAAUGAUGAGAGGUUUGUUUGUUUCCUUGCUAUCUGAUUGGUCUCCUCGUGUCACUAGACUCAACAAACGGUUCAGCAAGGUUACCCAUGUUUGGUUAACUAAGUAGACAGUUUCAGUCUCACUCAUUACCUUUCAUUCCAGCAACAAUAGGCACCCGUAGUCAUUGAGGCUGGAUGUGUAAAUAGGCAACUCUUUGCUAAAACAUUCACCAUAGUAACUGAACAGGGUGAUACUAUGUCAGUGUUGUAUUCACAGCUUGUUGUACCUUUAAAUGGACAUAGAAUAUCGAAGAGGAAAGCUAGUGCCAGAUAAUAUUCUGGUGUAGAAAACUGUACACAUUGCACAGAGAGUGUUAGCAAUGAGGAGUCAAGUGCCUUGCCCCCAUCAGUAUAAUCUGCUUGUGGGUCUCAGCAUUUAAUUUGGUCAAGACAAUAUAUUAUCUUGUCUAUUACUUAUCAACAAUAGGAAUGAUGGCCAAUAUUACAAGUUAGACCCAAGUUGGGGCUAAAAAAUUAAAUAAAAUUGAUAACACUAACUUAAAAGUCAUAGUUUUAAGAAUUUAAGGAAAACAGUCCCAUAUUUGUAAAAGCAUUUCAAGGGUUGUUAAGAGUCCAUUUGUGUGUGGAUGGUGUAGAGAUGAUCACUAUAAGUGAAAGAAGAAGAGGAAGAAGAAGAAGCCAGAAAAAGGUAAUAGCUAUACUGACCUAUAUCAUCAGGAGGGUUUCCCUGUAUAAGAAGUUGUAUUCUUUUCAGUAUUUCAUUUUUUGUUUUAUUUAAAAACAUUACACUUACCACUCAACCUAGUGGAAUGAAUAUAUGAUUCAACUUCUGCCCAUUGAAUUUCAUUUGAGUUCUCAUGAAUUGCUAAAAGGCAAUUCACAAUUAUUACAUUGAUAAACACAUUGAGUACAUAUUCAUGCUUAUCCAUAAAUUCCUUGUGUUUUAAAAAAAGCACAUAUCACACAUGCAACAUAUUUGUACAUCCCCUUCGUUGUUAAGUUGUUUGAAUACUGUUAUCUUACUCUUUUUAAUGUACACGUUCUUUAGAAGUCAAGUGAUUCUGUUGCAAUUUUGAGGUUUUCAUGAGGUCACAGUUUUUAAUGUAUGAUUUUGUAUGUAAUCACUCUUCACAUUCUGCUGAUGUUAUCUCCUUUUCAUUACUGCAGAAUGUAACCCAAUUACUGUCUUUUAUAUAUAUGUUUUAUACCUACUUUCAUGCAGUUCUCUUUUAAAAGAUUUUACUGCCAGUGUUCCAAAAAACAACCUGCACCCAAAUUAAGGUUUAUGAAACACAAGUGUUUCCCAUGAGUGUUUUGCUCUUAUAAAAACCUGCCAUGUAUAUCUAAAGAUGUGUUUCAUAAAUUAAAUGGGAUAAGGACCAAUUCUUACAGUAAAAACGUACAAACCUCUGGUCAAAGAAGUUUGUGUGUUAAUAGGACCUUUCUAUAUACGACCAAGUUUCUUUACAUGUGCAUGAUAUUCCUGUGGUCUGAGGCUGACCCCUAGUGUUCAGUCGUCUUGCUGUAAGUUUCUCUGUUCCAGGUUAAAGGAACAUUUCAGCUCCAACUUUUCUCUUUCAAAUAACCAUUUCAUUGAAAUAUUUCCCAAGGGCAAGGCUCUAUUGUCCACAUUUGCCUUAUUGUAAUAAGAUGUAAAAACGUGUUUCAUUCUGCACAACGAUUGGUGGAAUUUUAUGAAUGCUUUGCAAGAAUGAAUUUUAAGAGUUGAUUUUUUUUGUUGUUGAUGAUCUGCUGGACUGCAUUACUUUUGGCAUAGUCAAGAUAAUAUUCCAUCCACUUUCAUUUUUACAAACUAAUGCUGUUCAGAUUAGUGGGGCCUAUCUUGACAUAAUUUGGCGUGAAGGGGUUUAGAAACUCAGCAGCGUAUCCAAGGGCUAUCACAGAGACAGACACAACUUUUGAUCAUGUCACCAUAGUAUUUGUACUGUCCAGUGUAUCUAUGUGUGUCUGUGUCCAGUGUGUUAUGUCUAUCUUAGACAUAAAUUACAAUUUUAUUUGUGUUCAUUUUUUGUAUAUAAUGUGAAUCACUGCCAAUACAGAUCACAAUGCAUACUGAAUUUAUUUACCAGCGAGCCUCUUGUCUUCUGUUGCAUAACUUCUUCAGCAUUUAGAACCGCUUGUUAAUGACACUGGCACUCAUGCUUGCAAGGAUAAAGCAUUCCAGCCUUUUUGAACCACGGUUGUGGUACAGACAUUUGGUGGUUUAAGGCUCAGUCCUUGAAAAUGAAUCAACAAUGCCAUGUCUGUCAAGGCAGUGACAACAUGCAGCCAUGCCGAGGCCUUUGUCAAUGGAGCACCAAAUGUAGUUCACAUGUAACUGUUUCUUUGCUUUGUUUUGUCAUUAACAGAUGCUAGUAUAAUGUUUAUUUCUUAACCACUAAUGAUUUAAUUAAUAAAAACUACUUGGUUCACA